CUCAUUAGUCCACUCAUAAAUUAAAAGUUCUUUGUCACAGCAACAUGAAACGCCUACUAAUCAUCGGCUUCAGUCUGGCAAUAUGCCAUGGACUUCCGACCCCAGAUGCAUUCGUACCUCACUCGGAAUACGGAGUACCAAGAGCGGUUCUUCCAGCACAAAUAGCAUCUUUUCCAUACCCUGGAAAACUUGCGGACACUCCAAGGGUCGUUGUUCCUGUAGAAACAUAUGGUGCUCCUCCAAAAAAUGAAUAUGGUGUUCCUUCAGAAGCUCCUAAAACUGUCCUUACUAACUACGAGUACGUUAUUCCUCACGUAGAGACUGCUCCAGUAGUAUCUGCUCCAGCAGACACUUAUGGUUCACCUAAUGAGGAAAACAGAAUUCUCCCAGUAGUUCCGGCUAACGAAUACGGUGGUCCAGUUGAAACUUAUGGGACCCCAACUGGUGAAUAUGGUGCUCCCCAAGUAAGGGUUGCUGUCCCAGCAGAAACAUAUGGUUCUCCUGCUCAAGAACAAAAUGUUCUUCCAGAAAUUCCUGCUAACCAAUAUGGUGCGCCAGUUGAAACCUACGGUACUCCCUCAUCAGAGGCCCCCAAAGCUGUCGUCUCCACUUACGAGUAUGUUAUUCCUCAUGUAGAGGUAGCUCCAGCAGUUAUUGCCCCGGCAGAAACUUAUGGGUCUCCUGCUCCGAACAAUAACUUGCUCCCAGAAGCUCCAGUUAAUCAAUAUGGUGUCCCAGUUGAUACUUAUGGGACCCCAACUGGUGAAUAUGGAAUUCCCCAAGUGAAGAUUGCUGCCCCAGCAGCAACAUAUGGUUCUCCUGCUCAGGAUAAUAACAAUGUUCUCCCACAAUCUCCCGUUAACGAAUAUGGUGCCCCAGUAGAAACUUACGGCACCCCUGCUGCUGAAUAUGGUGCUCCAGAAGCUCCAAAACCCGUCGUCUCCAAUUACGAGUACGUUAUUCCUCACGUAGAAGUUGCUGCUCCAGCAAAAGCUUAUGGCGCCCCUGCUCAAGAAACGAGAGUUCUCCCAGUAGCUCCUGCCAACGAAUAUGGUGCCCCAGUAGAAACUUAUGGGACUCCGACUGCUCAAUAUGGUGCGCCCCACGUAGAGGCUUCGGCCCCGGCUGAAACAUAUGGUUCUCCCUCUCAAGAGCAGAAUGGGCUCCCAGAAGUCCCGGCUAACGAAUAUGGUGCCCCAGUAGAAACAUACGGAACUCCCGCUGCUGAAUAUGGUGCCCCAGAAGCUCCCAAAGCUGUCGUCUCCAAUUACGAGUACGUUAUUCCGCACGUAGAAGUUACUACUCCGGCAGAAGCAUAUGGUUCUCCUGCUCAAGAGAAGAAUGUUCUCCCAGAAGCUCCAGUUAAUCAAUUUGGAACUCCUGCUGAAUAUGGUGUUCCGUCAAAAGCUCUUGGUAUUCCUGGCAUAGUAGUUGCUCCAGUAGCUGCUCCUGGAGUUCCAGUGGUGCCGCAUAGUACCUAUGGCGUGCCCGCUCAAUAUAGGAGUUAA
Messenger RNA from Anthonomus grandis grandis, 1508 nucleotides. RefSeq names its product pro-resilin-like. The coding region runs from base 45 to 1508 and encodes 487 amino acids. Gene Ontology annotation, molecular function: transcription coactivator activity. Gene Ontology annotation, cellular component: RNA polymerase II transcription regulator complex. The record is from RefSeq and is a predicted model, not a curated record. Gene Ontology annotation, biological process: positive regulation of transcription by RNA polymerase II. Lineage: Eukaryota; Metazoa; Arthropoda; Insecta; Coleoptera; Curculionidae. The transcript is spliced from 2 exons.